Messenger RNA from Camarhynchus parvulus, 1095 nucleotides. RefSeq names its product homeobox A6 (gene HOXA6). The transcript is spliced from 2 exons. Bases 175 to 870 code for a protein of 231 amino acids. The record is from RefSeq and is a predicted model, not a curated record. Lineage: Eukaryota; Metazoa; Chordata; Aves; Passeriformes; Thraupidae. Gene Ontology annotation, cellular component: nucleus. Gene Ontology annotation, molecular function: RNA polymerase II cis-regulatory region sequence-specific DNA binding; DNA-binding transcription factor activity, RNA polymerase II-specific. Gene Ontology annotation, biological process: regulation of transcription by RNA polymerase II; anterior/posterior pattern specification.
GGAGCGGGCGCCGCGCGCGCUCCCAUUGGCCGCCCCGCCGUCAGCUGCUCCUAUUUUCUGCUGUCGCUUUUGGCGCUCGGCCAUCCAGAAACAAACCACUUCGAUGACUCCUAAUAGUUAUCGCCAGAUGUACUAAUACACAACAAAUCACGGUCCGGGAGAGGGGGAGAGCAAAUGAGUUCCUAUUUUGUGAAUCCCACUUUCCCGGGGAGCCUGCCCGGGGGCCAGGACUCCUUCCUCGGGCAGAUCCCCCUGUACCCGGCGGGCUAUGAUGCUCUCAGGCAUUUUCCGGCUUCGUACGGGGCAAGCAGCCUGCAGGACAAGACUUACACCUCACCUUGUUUCUACCAACAGUCCAACACCGUCAUUGCUUGCAGUCGGGCUUCCUAUGAGUACGGAGCCUCUUGUUUUUAUUCGGACAAGGACAUUAGUAGCGCCUCUCCUUCCGGCAGUGGCAAACAGAGGGGGCCCGGGGACUACCUGCACUUUUCUCCCGAUCAACAGUACAAAACCAGCGGCGGCCAAGCCAAAAUUAUAAAUGACGAAGGCACCGACCGGAAGUACACGAGCCCUGUUUACCCCUGGAUGCAGCGGAUGAACUCCUGCGCUGGUACAGUAUAUGGAACACAUGGGAGACGAGGGAGGCAAACUUACACCAGAUACCAAACGCUAGAGUUAGAGAAGGAAUUUCAUUUUAACAGAUACUUAACCCGAAGACGACGUAUUGAGAUUGCAAACGCUCUCUGCCUUACUGAACGCCAGAUUAAAAUAUGGUUUCAAAACAGGCGGAUGAAAUGGAAAAAGGAAAACAAAUUCAUAAAUUCCACACAGCCCAGCAGCGAAGAAACAGAGGAAAAGUCAGGGGAGUAGAACCACGUUUAAUAAACGCUACCAGGCCUUUCCUUAGCGCUUACUACUACUAUUAUUAUUAUUAUUUACCUUGUGUUCCUUCUGCUACUGAAAUCCUAUAGGUUUGUCACAGUCUAUUAAUCCCCAAAAGGCUUGGUUAAAAGAUGUAUAUUUGCAAUCAUCUGUGACUUACUCUAAUAUAUGUGGAAGCCCCAGCUUUCGAGCUACAGGCAUGUAUGUAUGUAA